This is a messenger RNA of Symbiodinium pilosum, 819 nucleotides long. NCBI's taxonomy places the organism in Eukaryota, Dinophyceae, Suessiales, Symbiodiniaceae. The record is from the annotation of a GenBank genome assembly.
AUGGCUCGCACCCGCUCAGCGUUGUUCCGCGGCGCGGCCGCCGCCGCCGGGCUUUGCUUGGCCCUCCACGCCGCUCGCACCUUCGUGGCGCCGCGGGGCGCUGGUGUGGAGCUCAACCAGGAGCUGCGCGGUGCGGCGCAGGCGGCGCCCACCCGGCCAGCAGCAGGUGCGGCUGCGCAGAGCCCUGCGCUGCCGGCAGCCGUGUCCCCAGGUGCCUUCUCGGGCUCCACGCUGGUGACGGCCGGGCUCUUCACCGCCCGCACCAUGGUGAGCGUCUGCGCUCAGGUGGCCCGCCACGCCAAGGCGCCCGUCAGCGAGUUCGGCGCCCCCAGCGGCGUCCGAAACUUUCAGGAGAUGGCUCUAGGAUUCACCACUGACAUUGCCAAGAACAACUUGGGCGAGUCCUUCUACCGCCCCUGGGUGCCCUUUGUCACGACCAUCUUCCUCUUCAUCUUUGUGAGCAACUGGUCCGGUGCCCUGAUCCCCUGGAAGCUCUUUGAGAUCCCGGCAGGCGAGCUGGCAGCCCCCACCAACAACAUCAACACCACCGUGGCCCUCAGCCUCCUCACCUCCCUGGCCUACUUCGGAGGUGGACUGGCAAAGAAGGGCCUCGGCUAUUUCGCCCGCUAUGUGAAGCCGACCCCGAUCCUGCUGCCCAUCAACAUCUUGGAGGACUUCACGAAGCCGCUGUCCUUGAGCUUCCGACUCUUCGGAAACGUCGUUGCGGAUGAGCUGACGGUAGGGGUGCUGUGCUUCUUGGUGCCCUUUAUCAUUCCUCUGCCCAUCAUGGGUCUUGGCCUGUUCGCAGGCUCCAUCCAG